AGUGGGCAGCCGGCGAUGGAGACGGGCGGCGGGCCGCUGCCUGUCGGGCCCGGACCUGGAUUAGGGACGGCACCCGUGCCCGCUACCACACCCCCGGCCAACAACAGCUUUGGCAAACCCAGGGCCUUGCCCAAAGGCCGCGAGUUUUUCAGGAACCAGAGGAAAGAUUCGGAGGGUUUCUCUGAGUCACCUGACCUGGAGUUUGAAUACUCCGAUAGUGACAAAUGGGCAGCUGAGCUUUCGGAACUGUACAGCUAUACGGAGGGUCCUGAGCUUCACCUGAACAGAAAAUGCUUUGAGGAUGAAUUCAAGACUCAUGUGAAAGACAAGAAAUGGACAGAAGUGGAUAUCUCAGAGCAUCAGGCUCAUGCCAUGCGAUUGCUGGAUGGCUUGGAGGUAACUGCCCGAGAGAAGAGACUGAAGGUGGCUCGUGCCAUACUGUAUAUGGCUCAAGGUACCUUUGGUGAAUGCAACUCUGAAGGAGAAGUCCAGCAGUGGAUGAGAUAUAAUGUAUUCCUAUUGCUUGAAGUUGGCACCUUUACUGCAUUGGUGGAGCUACUCAGCAUGGAAAUUGACAACAGUGCUGCAUGUAGUAAUGCAGUAAGGAAGCCAGCAAUUUCUCUGGCUGACAGUACAGAUCUCAGAGUGUUGCUGAACAUUAUGUACCUGAUGGUGGAAACAAUCCGUCAAGAAACGGAUGAGGAUAAUCCAGAAUGGAGGGCAAUGAGGGAGACCUUCAGAGCAGACCUAGGUGUAUCCUUGUACAACAAUGAGCCAUUUUCAGUUAUGCUGUUUGGAAUGGUAACCAAGUUCUGCAGUGGCCAUGCUCCCCAUUUCCCUAUGAAGAAGGUUCUGUUGCUGCUUUGGAAAACUGUAUUGCUGUCAUUAGGAGGCUUUGAAGACUUGCAGGUUCUUAAAGUGAAGAAACGUGAAGCACUUGGUCUCCCACCACUUCCUGAAGACAGCAUCAAAGUUAUCCGUAAUAUGAGAGCUGCCUCACCACCAGCAUCUGCCUCAGACCUAAUAGAACAGCAGCAGAAGCGAGCCCGCAGAGAGCACAAGGCACUUAUGAAGCAAGAUAAUUUGGAUGCUUAUAAUGAGAAGGACCCAUACAAAACCGAAGAUCCCCGUGAGGAUGAUGAUGAGAAUGAUGAUAAUGAUAACUCACUUGAGACAGAAACAUUUCCUUUGGAAAGGGAAGAGGUUUUGCCACCACCAAUUCCUCACCCAACCUGUGAGCGUUUAUCACUUCCAAAGGGAUUGCCUUGGGCACCUAAAGUGAGAGAAAAAGACAUUGAAACUUUUUUAGAAUCCAGCAGAAGUAAAUUCAUCGGUUAUACUUUAGGAAGUGACACUGAUACUGUUGUUGGAUUACCACGGCCCAUCCAUGAAAGUAUCAAAACCCUUAAACAGCACAAGUACAUUGCAAUUGCCGAAGUCCAGAUCAAGAAAGAGGAGGAAUAUUUGAAAAAGCCACUUUCUGCGGGAGAUGAAGAAUUUGACCUGACACCAGCUGAAGUUCUGUAUCAGGGUAUAUUACCCAGUUUGCCUCAAUACAUGAUUGCCUUACUGAAGAUCCUUCUGGCUGCAGCUCCAACCUCAAAAGCAAAGACUGACUCAAUCAACAUUCUUGCUGAUGUCCUACCAGAAGAAAUGCCUACCACGGUGCUACAGAGUAUGAAGCUGGGAGUAGAUGUCAACAGGCACAAAGAGGUCAUUGUGAAAGCAAUUUCUGCUGUCCUAUUACUACUACUUAAGCACUUCAAAAUCAACCACAUCUAUCAGUUUGAGUACAUGGCACAGCAUCUGGUUUUUGCGAACUGCAUUCCACUCAUUUUGAAGUUCUUCAAUCAGAAUAUCAUGUCCUACAUUACAGCUAAGAACAGCAUUUCUGUAUUGGAUUUUCCCUACUGUGUUGUACAUGAACUACCUGAACUGACAGCAGAGAGCUUGGAAGCAGGUGAUAACAACCAGUUCUGCUGGCGGAACCUCUUCUCCUGUAUAAACCUCCUUCGAAUCCUUAAUAAAUUGACCAAAUGGAAACAUUCCAGGACCAUGAUGCUGGUCGUUUUUAAAUCAGCCCCAAUCCUGAAACGAGCACUCAAGGUAAAACAAGCCAUGAUGCAGUUGUACGUCCUGAAGCUACUUAAGGUGCAAACCAAAUACCUGGGGCGCCAGUGGCGGAAGAGCAACAUGAAGACGAUGUCUGCGAUUUACCAAAAGGUGCGCCAUCGAUUGAAUGAUGACUGGGCUUAUGGAAAUGAUCUUGAUGCCCGUCCGUGGGACUUUCAAGCCGAGGAAUGUGCAUUGAGAGCCAACAUUGAACGGUUUAACAGCCGCAGAUAUGACAAAAACCCAAGCAACCCUGAUUUUGCCCCAGUGGAUAACUGUUUACAGAGUGUCCUGGGGCAGCAGUUGGUAUUGCCGGAAGAAUUCCAAAUGAACUAUGAUCUUUGGCUUGAAAGAGAAGUUUUCUCAAAGCCAAUCAGCUGGGAGGAGCUUUUGCAGUAAUUUCCAGCUCUAUUUUGUACAUUAGUCUAUUGUUUGUAACAGUGUAUAAAUAAGUUGCUAGGUUUUUCAGGCUGUGAGAGAGAUUAUACUGUUUAAUUUAUGACAGGAAUUCUAGCUAAGUUUCUUUCUAUCUAUUAUUUAUAGUUUUGAGGCUAAGUGCCAUACCACAAGGACCUGCUGGGAAAUGCUUUUGUGGAUAUUGGGUAAGGCAUCAUUUAGCUUGUGAUGAGGCUGAUGAUUGAGCACCUUAAUCACUUCUCACGUUACAUGGUUAAGGUCCUGGAAGAAGAUCAUGCCCACUAAUGCUGAUAAGAAAGUAGAUGCAAUGAGAAAAGCAGAAAGAAACGGCUUUGUUCUUGUCUACUUUGGUUGCUAAACUUGAGCAAGAAUUUCACCCUGAAGGUGCCAAUAAAGGGAAACCAAUUAUUAGCUACCACUACUAUGGCAAGUUUUGAGUCAAAUUACUAUAGUGGUUCUCAAAUGAACCUUUACUGUUAAUUGAUUUUGUUUUUGUUUCUGAAUGGACCAAAAUAUGCUUUUUGGUGGCAAAGAAUGCAAAUGCAAUGCUUUUUGAUAUAACUGUCCUUGAUUGAUUUUUUUAAAUUUUGUUUCCUCACAUCUCUCAGUUUUGAUGACCAUCACAAAUUUUUACUUUCUCCCGGGACCUUAAAACUGUGGAAUAAUUCAUUUAUUCAAGAUAUCAAUUUUUUGAUUCAUUUUAUUUUUUUUUAACCUGUUUUAGUUUCAGAUGUAUUAUGGGCUGUAACUUUUCACCUUGGUUCCUCGUUAAACAUAAAGAGCUGUUUAGUGGGAUGUAAUCAACUGAGGGACUAGUAGCAUUGUGAUCUGGUGUACUUUUUGAAUUGUUCCUAUUUAAUCAUUAUGUAUGUAAAGGCAGAUUUUUUGACCCUGGUGCAAAUUUUGGUCAUUGUGAACUGAAGUUUGGUUGUGUGAUUUAGUGUCUUUUUGCUAUUCUCAAUUGGUCAUGACCAAAUUAUGAUUGCACAUUCAAAGAGUGCAAGUCGAAGGAUCCCACAAUAUUGAAUUCCAAUGUACCAAAAUUUAUGGAAUUCCAGUAAACCAAAAUUGUUUUGGAGAAUUGCAGUGAGCUUAGUCCAUCUUUUUCACUCUCGUGUGUAGGAAUUUGAUGGAUUGAAUUAUUUGCCAUUAAUUUGCAUUUUAUGAAAUUCCAAUGGUUCCCAAUUCACUUUCAUUGUUUAGAAUCCUAUUAGACUAAAUUCAACCGAUAUGCAACUUCCAAUCCAAGUGCAAAGAACCCAUGCUUAUUUGGAAUAUAUACUGAUUCUUAAUGGCCUUUUGCCAAUAUUAAGCAUACUGAAGAUUGUUACCUACUGCUACAUGACAAACAUUUUAAAAGGUUAAACAUCACUGUUUUGAAAUGUAUAUUUUAAUUUGAAUAUUAGUUCUGUCAAUUUGCUGAAUAUAUUAUUUAAUGUGUGGUGCAAAGGUUCACUUGAUUUUAUCACAAAGCUAGUUUUGGAGAUUGGGACUCAAGUUCAUUCUUGUACCCUAGAAAUGUGUGAUACAGUAACUCAUGACAAUAAUGUUGAAAAAUCAUUGAAGACUAUGACUCGUAUUUUGAAUCUGUAAAGGUUCCUCAACCUUUAGGUUAAGACAUUGCAGGCUAUGAUUAACGUUUACAGGGCAAAGAAAGAAAAUUGUGCCACUUCCCAUAUUGGAGAAUGUACCCUCAAUCAACCAUGUAUGUUUUGAGUUAUUUAGAUGUGAAAUGGAUGUGAAAUUGGUGAAAUGUUACUUAUCUGUUCUUUAGCAACUUGAGCAUUGUGGAUGAUACACUAAACUAUGAAAAUGGUUUAUCAACAUUACUGCCCUGAUGCACUCUGUCUGCCUCUUAGUGGCUUUCAAUUAAUAAGAACAUUCUAGUUUUGCAAUGUAAAAUUUUCUUAAGAUAACUUGAUUGUUAUUUAUCAAAGAGUAGUGAAACUAACAGUGCAAAUGCUAGAAAUGUGCAGCACAUCAGUCAUCUAUUGAAAGAAACAUUCAUCUGUCACUUUUUUCAUAUUUUCCACAUUUCCAGCAUUCAAUAAGGGCCUGAUUAAUCUUUGCACAUUUCCACCUCUAGCUUUGCUAGUCGUAUACCUACAUAUUUAAAUUGCAGUUGAAAAUUGUUUUUUCAAUCAGCUCCUCACACCAAUCCUUCAAUAAUCCUGGGCUACUCUUCUGUACAUUGGGACACCAGUAGUACCUCUUUUUUCCCUUCUAAAUGCAUAAUAUGGACUGCUGGACCACGGAGGUUCUGUUAAUUUAGACAGCAAGCAUGACCUUCAAAGCAUAUUAAUCAUAGUAACAAAAGGUUCCUUGGAGUUAGGACAUUUCUGUCUAAGCAUUGCUACAAAAUGCAAUCACACUGUAUUCCUUGUUACGGUGCUGUAUUAAUAUAGAUGUGGAUAUUUAACACAAGGUUUUAUGUCUGUUAGUAAAGUAGGUAAUUUCUGUAAAUUUUGUUUUUGAAUUCUUUUAUUGGAGUUGUAUCUUUUUCUGUUUACUUUGUCUUUUCACAUAGGCUGUUCAUGUUUUGAAAAAUAUGGUCUUGACUUUGUGAGGUAUAUGGGAAUAAAAUGAACAUCAACCCAGAGAA
Messenger RNA from Pristis pectinata (smalltooth sawfish), 5131 nucleotides. It is a transcript of the gene strip1, whose product is annotated as striatin interacting protein 1. The transcript is spliced from 21 exons. NCBI's taxonomy places the organism in Eukaryota, Metazoa, Chordata, Chondrichthyes, Rhinopristiformes, Pristidae. Gene Ontology annotation, biological process: cytoskeleton organization. Gene Ontology annotation, cellular component: cytosol. The record is from RefSeq and is a predicted model, not a curated record. Bases 16 to 2511 code for a protein of 831 amino acids.